Messenger RNA from Vitrella brassicaformis, 1795 nucleotides. The record is from the annotation of a GenBank genome assembly. Lineage: Eukaryota; Vitrellaceae.
CGGUGUGACUCAUUGGGAUGGCCCAACCAUCCUCUGCCGCAUCGCAAGCACCUCCUCCUGCUGCUGUGCCGCCCGGCUGCAAGGGGCUGGACAACGUCGACAUCGUCCCUGAUGAGGGUGUGAGUCCUCUCAGCCGGCAGCUGUUGGAGGGCUGCCUUCGGCGCAAGGCCGCCCAAGUCACAUCGCUGAUAGGUCAAGGAGCCGACCCGAGAGCCAUCGGCGGCCUUCGUGUCCGCGGCAGCACAGACCCCUCUUACUGGCGAUACAGCUGUCUGUUUUUCGCCAUCGACAGUCCAUCAAACUACCCGCUCCUCUAUGCGGAGGGCGAUGAUGACACUGAUGUGCCCGUGGUGCUGCCGCAGUGGUCCUCUCGGCAGCUACAGCGUGACGUCAUCAAUGCACUCAUCGACGGCGGGGCCGACAUCAAUGCGAGCGCACAUCAACGCGCCGACAUCAAUGCGAGCGCAAAGGCGGACAGGCCCAUCAAGGUGGCCAUUGCGGGUGGCAAUCUGACGGCUGUCGAGGCCCUCCUGGCGCGUCAGGUCGACGUGCGGGGAUUUGUGGUGAUGCAGCUUCCACGACUCUUCGAGGGUGGUGCUGCCCCUUCCGCCACUCGUGAGUACGAGGAUGCUCUCAUGUCGGUGUACCGCCGGCUUGCCCAACACGACAGCACACUCGCAGCGGAGCGGUGGGGUGGACACAAUCUGGUGCAUCUGGCGGCCAGGAACUCGACUGCGGAAUUCUCCCAGUCCUUCAUCGAUGAGUACCUGGACCUCAUCACCAGCCACGGAGCCGACAUGACGGCAACAGACACCACCGGCUGGACGCCACUGCACUGGGUGGCAGGGCAUGGCUCCCCCUGUGUGGUUCAUUGGCUGUGCCGCCACCUCAGAUCCGACGACGUCAACAGAGGACUGCCGCACCUGCCAGGACUGCCGCACCUGCCCAACAAGACACCCCUCGCCGUCGCUGCCAUUUAUUGCACGGAACAGCAGCAGCAACAGGGAGAGGGGAACGAGGAGCGCUCGAGACUUAUCCGCGAGUACAAGACCAUCAUCGGUGUGCUGCUGCGGGGCGGGGCGGCCCCAUCCAUCGCCCGCAUGCCCACCGCCACCGAAGCUCACCGUCGUCAGCGUCAGCUGGUGCUGACCGAGUAUGCCACAGUGCUGAGUGAGCUGUCCGAGGCCGUCAUGUCGGCCAUCAAUGCCGCCCUCGCCCCCCAGCGCGACCACUCGAUGCUUCUCGCCCGUCUGCUGCCCCUCGCCCCCCACCACGACGGCGCCCACCCCCACCCCUCCCCAUCCAACAUGGCAUUCGGCCCACACGAGGCAGAGGCCAUCGCAUGGAAGAUCGGCGCCUUCCUGCACGAGCCCCCCGCUGCUGUCGCCGCCAUCGACCAGUAUCUCAUCGGCGAGUCGGUGCUGAGGCGCCGCGUCCGUGCGGCCGUCGGCCACUUCGUCAAGUCGGCGGCCACUCAGACGAGCAGCAACAGGGAGGUGGUGGGCGGGACGAGACACGAGCAGCAGGGCGACAAGCGCGUCAAGGUGACCCUGCCGCCUCUGCAGUGCUUCGCCGUUCGUGGCAGCGGCGGGCAGGUGGUGGGCACGGGUGUGCGUGAGGUGGUGCACCGGGCCCGGCUGGAUGAGGCGGUCAGCCAUGGGGUGGUGGGGGUGGUCAAGGGCUUCAACAAGCAUCUGGGCGACCAGGACUGCCAGUUCGAGUGGGGCCAGCUGGGGCGAAUCGACAAGGGGACCGGCCUGUUUGUGCCGCUGGGCAUCGACUGACUGAGAGGGAG